AUGGCUCACAAAAUUACCAAAAAAGAAGAAACGGAGUUCAAGGUUCCUGAAACCAUCACACCAUGCAUCAACCCUCCAACCACCGCCACAACAACCACCGUAGCAGAACCGUCUAGAUUUUUCAACGACAACAAUUCAACACCCAGAUCCGCCACGUCAUCACGCUCCCCGAAACGAUCUCAUCCUAGCGAGGCCGAUUCAGAACUUCAACUUCAAACGACGUCGUCUGAAGCCAAACGCGCUGUUAACCGUUGCUCCGGUUGUAGAAAGCGAGUCGGUCUUACCGGAUUUCGUUGCCGUUGCGGUGAUCUUUUCUGCUCCGAGCAUCGUUACUCCGAUCGUCAUGAUUGUUCGUAUGACUACAAAGCUGCAGGACGGGAAAGUAUUGCUAGAGAAAAUCCUGUUGUGAGAGCGGCCAAGAUCGUUAAGCUCUGA
Vicia faba (fava bean) is the source of this 435-nucleotide messenger RNA. The record is from the annotation of a GenBank genome assembly. NCBI's taxonomy places the organism in Eukaryota, Viridiplantae, Streptophyta, Magnoliopsida, Fabales, Fabaceae.